Molecule: messenger RNA, 3190 nt
Organism: Cyprinodon variegatus (sheepshead minnow)
Lineage: Eukaryota; Metazoa; Chordata; Actinopteri; Cyprinodontiformes; Cyprinodontidae
Product: zinc finger protein OZF-like
Exons: 2
Coding region: 82-1791 (569 amino acids)
Biological process (GO): regulation of transcription by RNA polymerase II
Cellular component (GO): nucleus
Molecular function (GO): DNA-binding transcription activator activity, RNA polymerase II-specific; RNA polymerase II cis-regulatory region sequence-specific DNA binding
Source: RefSeq, a predicted model, not a curated record
UUAAGGGCACAACUGCAGCUAGCGUGGAGUCAGCUACUAGACGGUUGUGUUUUUGUGUUGUAGCUGAAUAUUUAAGUAACAAUGUCUUCAGUUCAGCCUCUCAGAGAGUUUAUCAGAGAGCGCUUAACUGCUGCUGCUGAAGAAAUCUUCACAGAGGUUGAAAAAACCAUCGUCCGCUAUGAGGAAGACAUCAGACUGAUGGAAAUCUACAAAAAAAAUCAAACCACCCCAAAUCUAAUCGAUGUCCAAAAGCCACACGUCUCCACUGAGGAAGCAACUUUUACUAUACGACAGCUCUGUAACCAGAGGAGGAAGAACACCAACCAUGACAUACAUGAAGCAGACCCUGAGUGGGCUGAAGAAGUUCAGAUGCAACCAGAUCCUCCUUUGAUUGAAAAACUGGGGGAACCAGGACCUCCAUGGUUCAAAGAGGAAGAGGAGGACCUGAAAUCUCUGAUUAAAAAGGAAAAUGAGGAGCAUGAAUCUUCACGGGGUAAAGAAGAACAGAAAACCCCAGGUCCUCUAUCAACUGGAAAACAGGAAGGACUAAAACUCCAAUGGAUUAAACAAGAAGAGGAUGCAGAGGAACCAGCGCAUCUAUUGAUUAAAGAAGAGGAUUUCGAACCUGAGUCUUCCUCAACUGAAGAGGAAAAAAUGGAACCAGAAUCCUCCAUAGUAGACAAAGAAAUUGAGGAUUUGUCGAUACUUAAACUCGAACAGUGGGAACCAGAAGACUUACCAGCUAGAUACAACCAGGAUGACCUCAGUAGCAGUCGGGCAGGAAAACAGCUGGACCAGAAGCGGGAAACUGGUAGGAUAAUGACGUCUCCUCCUCAGGAAGUUGAUUUGAGUGAAGGAGAAUCGAUCUCUCCUGAAUUGAAGAGUGAAGUUCAAGAAGAAAGCUGCUCCUCUGUUUCAGAGAAUCAGACUCAUACUGGCACAAAGACAAGGUCUUUCCAAUGUGAUAUUUGUUGGCGAUCCUUUAAGAGCAAGUGUAUUUUGGAACAGCAUUACAGGAUCCACACUGGCGAGAGGCCAUUUUCCUGUGAAAUAUGUGGGAAAUGUUUCUCUAGACGUCAUCACUUAAAUAUACACCUUGGAACCCACACGGGUGCAAGGCCUUUUUCAUGUGAAAUAUGUGGGAAAGGUUUCUCUCAAAGUAGUAGUUUGAAUGUUCACAAGAAAAUUCAUACAGGUGAGAAGCCUUUUUCUUGUCACAUAUGUAGGAAAAGUUUUAUUGAACGUCACAAAUUAAUUGUACAUUUUAGAACUCAUACUGGUGAGAAACCUUUUUCUUGUGAAACAUGUGGAAAAUGUUUCUCUCAAAUUGCCAGUUUGAAUGUUCAUAAAAAAACUCACACAGAUGAACGACCUUUUACAUGCCAGACAUGCGGCAAAAGUUUUUCUCAAAUUGGUUACUUAAAUGGCCACAAAAAAAUCCAUUCAGGUGAGAAACCUUUUGCUUGUGAAACAUGUGGAAGAUCUUUCGGUCAGAUUCGGGAUUUAAAUGUUCACAAGAGAAUCCACACAGGUGAGAGACCUUUUUCUUGUCAAACGUGUGGGAAAAGUUUCUCUCGGGUUGGUAGUUUAAACGUUCACAAGAAAAUUCAUACAGGUGAGAGACCUUUCUGUUGUCAGAUAUGUGGAAAAGGUUUUAUUGAACGUCAUAAAUUAAUUUUACACCAGAGAACCCACACAGGUGUGAAGUCUUUCUCAUGUGAAAUCUGCAAGAAAAGUUUUGCCCAAGUUGGUAGGCUCAAUUCCCACAUGGAGAAGGUACACAAAAAUUAGAAGUAGCCAUUUCCCACUAAAUUAUAUUUGUAAAUAUUUACAAUUUUCUUUGUAGUUUGCUCUUUGCAAAGUUUAUUGGAAAAUUAAAAAGUACACUAAUUCUGCUUAAACAGCUUAGGUGUUCGAUGUUGAUUAUUUUUUUUAUUAUUCAUUUUAUAUAGAUCUCUCCAAUUACCCUUAACACACUUAUUACUAUUGGUGUAAGAUUAACCACAGCAUUCUAUUGGUGAUUGAUUGGAGAAAAAUAAUAUCCUGCUUUUUACAAAGUUCCCCAAAAAAGCAGAAAAAGAAAAAUAUGAAAAAGGAUGACUAAAAUCAUUAUUCAUCAGAAUAUCAAAAGUCAAUAAGACAUGUUUCUUUCGAGUAUCCAAACCGCCUCUCCUUUGAAAUUAUGGAUCAAACACUAGCCCUAAGAUGAGGAAGUACUACAGACUAAGAACGAAAGCUCUUCAACUACAAGAAUAAAGGUCCAUUUGUUUUGUUUUGCAUGUGUUUUGGUUAGAGCCCAGGAACCUGCUUCUUCAUGUUUGAAGGUUGCCUUUACAGUCUGAAUUUAGCCAUAAUCCUUCAGGAUAGCUGACAGUCAGCUUUUCCAGGUUUUAUGAUUUUUUUUAAACCAAGUAUUAUUUUGAUCAAUUUAAUUUUGUUAAUAUUUUAACUGUAUACAAAGUGCACUACAUGAUCAAUAUUAAUGCUGUAUGAAGAUAAUCAUAACGUAUAUCUAUAUUGCUUUUAAAGUUUCUUUUAGGCCAUUCCCAAACAAAAUGUAAGUAGGGUGGACUAAACUGGUAUUCAGCAUAUAGCAAUUGAACAGAGUCUUUGUAGAUUACCCCAAGUACACUGAAUUAUUGCACAUAAAGCUUUUUUUUUGUGCCCCUGCAAUUCAGCAAAGACUCACUGUCUUUUAAAAAAUUUAGACUCAUAGAGUUUUGUGGUGCCUCGUCUGAAAGAAUGCUGUUGGACCUAACCUCAGAGCCAGACUUUAACUACAUCGCCCAGCAUGCAUAGCAGUCAGGACCUCAAAGGUCAGGUUUUAAAAGAACUGUAAAAGCAAUGCCGUGUGUUUUUUUUGUGAUUCAUGCCUCAACAAAGGCACCCCCUCCCCGCUUGCUCAGCAAUCCAUGUCAAAACUUAAUGCAUACUUGUGUUCUAAGUUUUUCCACUUUUUAUUCUUCGCCCCAAAAAAGAACCUGGCACAGUUUUGGGUUUGCCUGCACAGGAUACCAAGUUCCAUUUCUAAGUGCUGUUCAAGGGUCUUUGGAUUAGCAGAGCAGCCUCAUACCAUCAGAACAGGGAAAAUCCAUGGAGGAUUAUCCCAAGAAGACAUGAUUUGGGCUGAAUCACAAAUUGGCCCCUAACACUAACCCUUUGUUUGCACCUGUCGGUGGAGGGUCCUCCU